AUGGAGCUGAAGAACCUAGCCCUUAUGGCCUUUUUGGGUCUGGCCUCUGCUCAACAGCAGCCCUAUGGCCAAUGCGGUGGACAGGGCCACACCGGCCCGACGACUUGCACCUCUGUGUCUCCCCAGCUCGAGCAGCCCUCCCCCGAGCAGCCCUCCUCCGAGCACUCCGCCGCCAAGCACUCCCCCUCCGAGUACUCCUCCUCCGAGCACACCCCCUCCGAGCUCGCCUCCUCCUUCGAGCGGUGGCAACUCCUCGUCGGCUACGGUGCUGGCACCACGGGUGGUGGCAGCGGCAGCGGUGUGACUGUCACUUCUUGCGCGGCUCUCAAGACAGCCAUUGCUAACGCUGGCGUCAUCCGCAUCUCCGGCAUCCUUUCGGGCUGCGGCCGCAUGGACCUUCUGGCUGGUACGAGUGUCAUCGGUGUCGGUGCUUCCUCCGGUCUCCGUGACGGCGGCUUCCGUGUCCGCCGCACGGGCAACGUAAUCAUCCGCAACCUCGUCUUCCACAACCCCAUCCCGGGUGGCGACAUUGUGUCUCUCGACCAGGCAGUCCGCGUAUGGGUUGAUCACUGCGACUUCCGUAGCGAUGGCAUCGUUGGCGACAAGGAUUACUUUGACGGCCUUCUUGACGCAUCGCACGCCUCGGAUCAGAUCACCAUCAGCUGGAACAAGUUCCACGACCACUGGAAGGGCUCCCUCGUCGGCCACUCCGACAACAACGCCUCUGAGGACCGCGGCAAGCUGCGCAUCACCUACCACCACAACCACUUUUACAACGUCAACUCCCGCCUGCCCUCGAUCCGCUUUGGCACCGGCCACAUUUACAGCUCGUGCUACGAGAACAACCCGACAUCCGGCGUCAACUCGCGCAUGGGCGCCCAGGUCCUCGUCGAGAACACUGUCUUCAUCAACACGAACCAGGCCAUCGUCACGAACCUCGACAGCGACGAGCCGGGUUUCGCUGUUGAGAGGAACAACCUCUUCACCAACAGCCCCAUUGGCAUUACCCAAACGGGCUCUUACUCGCCUCCUUACAGCUACACUCUUGACCCGGCCUCGUGCGUCUGCGCCCUCGUCAAGGCCCGCGCUGGCACUGGUGUUGUGGCUUAG
Molecule: messenger RNA, 1110 nt
Organism: Verticillium alfalfae VaMs.102
Lineage: Eukaryota; Fungi; Ascomycota; Sordariomycetes; Glomerellales; Plectosphaerellaceae
Product: pectate lyase B
Exons: 4
Coding region: 1-1110 (369 amino acids)
Biological process (GO): carbohydrate metabolic process
Cellular component (GO): extracellular region
Molecular function (GO): pectate lyase activity; cellulose binding
Source: RefSeq, a predicted model, not a curated record